UAAAUAAUCCAAUAACUUCCGCUGACGAUUUUUGAAUGCAGAGCGGUUAAUGUUGGUUUACGACUCAUAAGGGCAAAGUAGCAGAAAAAUACUUGUCUCAUUCUUGACAUAGAAACGUUCGCAAAAAACUACAAUUAACAAACUAUAAUCUGAGAUGGAUCCUGCGUUGUCGAAGCUUCUUAUCGGGCUCGCUGUCAAUAUAAGUCGUAGUGAUGGAAGAAUACACAGUGCCACUGUGAAAACGGCCAAUGUCACUAAAUCUACAGUGAAUGUGGAAUGGGCUGAGAAGGGCAUUACUAAAGGAAAAGAGGUUGACAUGGAUGAGCUUAAGCAACUCAAUUCUGACCUUAUGCAACACCUUCAACCAAGCCGCCAAGAGAAGCCUGAGUCAGCACCUGGCCAUUUCGCUGCACCUGUGUCAAAACCAGCAAAAAACGUCAGAGCAUCAGAGCUUCAUUUAAGGUCAUCAAGAAUACCUACUGCUUUAGAACCUGGUCCUCAGGAUUGUUCGUCUGAAGAGUCAGCUUCUAGUAGGAUGACCACACGUCAGACUUGCUUGUUCCGACAGCCUGGCCCUCCACCUGUGGUCUCUGCAAUGGCUGCAGAGGAAGUUCUCUCUCACGAUCUUCCCUCAUCUACGAUCCCUAAACCUUCAGUUUACCAGAGGAGACUUGUUUCGAAGCCAGCUUCUCCUCUGCUACCAACCGCUGAGGCUAUUUGUGAGAGUGAGGCUUCCAAAUGUGCCCCCAUGGGUCCACCAAGCCAUCGCAUGUCUCAGGUCUCAGAAACAAACAAGAUGGCAAACAAACGGUUGUCUCUAGCAAAAAAUUCUGAAGCACAGAAGAGAGGAAAGUUUGGAGAUACAAGUCGACCUAAUAAGCAGUUUUACCAGAUGAUUGAGGAAUACAGAGAGACCCUGGAGAAAGUACCCAUGUCCUUGUCUGAUCCUGUCAAACCUCACCGAAUAUGUGUCUGCGUUCGCAAACGUCCGCUAAAUAAAAAAGAAUUGGCAAAGAAAGAGAUUGAUGUGGUCACAAUCCCUGGUAAUGGAGCCCUGCUGUUGCAUGAGCCCAAGCAGAAAGUGGAUCUAACCAAGUACCUAGAGAAUCAGACCUUUCAUUUUGAUUACUCGUUCGAUGAAGAUGCCACUAAUGACUUGGUUUACAGGUUCACCGCUAAACCUCUGGUUAAGACCGUUUUCGAAGGUGGUAUGGCGACAUGCUUCGCAUAUGGCCAAACAGGCAGUGGAAAAACCCAUACUAUGGGUGGAGACUUUUCUGGAAAGAGCCAAAACAGCUCUAAAGGGAUUUACGCCCUGGCAGCACAGGAUGUAUUUACCCUCCUAAUGCAAAAGAGAUAUGCUGAUAUGGACCUUUGCCCGUAUGUCACCUUUUUUGAGAUCUACAACGGCAAGGUGUUUGACUUGUUGAAUAAGAAAGCAAAGCUGCGUGUUUUGGAGGAUGAGAAGCAGCAGGUCAAUGUUGUUGGCCUGCAGGAAGUGCCCGUGUCAUCUGUUGAUGAUGUCAUCAAGAUGAUUGAGAGGGGAAGUGCAUGCAGAACGUCUGGCCAAACGUUUGCCAAUGCCAGCUCAUCGCGUUCACAUGCGGUUUUGCAAGUAAUUCUAAGGCGGCGGAAUUUUCUCCAUGGGAAGUUCUCUCUGGUGGACCUUGCUGGGAAUGAGCGUGGCACUGAUGUCAGCAAUAACGAUCGGCACACCAUAGUGGAGACCGCAGAGAUCAACCGCAGCCUGCUGGCUUUGAAGGAAUGUAUCCGGUCUCUGGGUCAGAACAGCGAGCACAUCCCGUUCAGGAUGAGCAAACUCACCCAGGUGCUUCGGGAUUCCUUCAUUGGAGAGAACUCUAGGACCUGCAUGAUCGCAAUGAUCUCACCGGGUAUGAGCUCUUGUGAAUACACUCUGAAUACACUACGUUAUGCAAACAGGGUAAAAGAACUGAAUGGUGUGUCUAAGGGAGCUUCAGUGGAGAAUGGUACAAAACUAGAGCUUUCUGAGGAAGGAGACUCCUCAGAGGAGGAGUCUGUUCUCCCAGCGUUUGAGGCUAUAUCCCAAGUGUCUGAGAUGGAGGAGAGGUUUUAUGAAGAACUGAAGGGGUGCAGUGAGGUUGCAAGAUCUAUGGAAUAUCCCUCGUUUGAUAUCGUAGCAAAUUUACCAGAGAUUGACACAUUCAUGAGGAAACUGCAAGAGUCUUACCAGGCUUUGAGAUCAGCCAUUGAAGCAGAACAGAGGGUCAGGAUGUCAACAAACUAAUCUAAGAUAAGAUUCAGCUGCGAACAUCUGCAAAGAAACCUCUUACAAAAGCUAAUGCAACUUCAAUUUGUUCUUUUAGUAAUCUUAUCUGCUACCUGGCUAGAGAUAUAUCAAGUGUUUGUUUUGUGUGUUUUCAUUGUUUUUGUGUACUGAAUAAAGGUUCCCUCAUCUUGAAUCUUUUGUAAAUCACAUUUUGAAUGCUGUGUCCUGGUUAUUCAAGGCCAUCUUCAUGAAUCAUCAGCUGUUUGUGCUUCAUUUACAUGCAUUUGGAUUCUUACUCCUUUCACGUCUCCGCCUUGGAACUGCGUUUUUUUUUUUUUUUUAUCCUGAUGACGCCAAAAUGAGAGGCGGUUUGAGCACCGCUUCAUACCACCCACCCUUCCCAUCACCCCCAGCCUUGACCUCCAAACCACCACUAUAUACAAGCCACAACCAUUGUAUACACUUGCCCUGCAAGCACAAGCUGACACAUGACAAAUCAAAGGCCCAAUAAACAGCUCACACUGAACAGUUUACCUCAAAGGAUGAAAAUAAACAAAAUCGGCCUGUGAGAGGGUGGCCCCACAUCUCAGUGUGAGGCCUAAAAGCUCAACUGCUUCCUCUGAGCUCUUUGGGUGGCAUUUCCCACCCCCACUCUGUAAAUGCAUAUAGCUGUGCUACAUAUAUUGCACUAAAAUGGGGAAUAUGUAUCUUGUUCUAGCACUACAUGUGAUGUACACAUACUGCUGUUUGCGUUUUACAAAACUAGUUUAAUCUGUAAUAAAUUGUCGUUUGUGAAAUCUAA
This is a messenger RNA of Sinocyclocheilus anshuiensis, 3050 nucleotides long. Its product is annotated as kinesin-like protein KIF2C. The transcript has 22 exons. The record is from RefSeq and is a predicted model, not a curated record. Gene Ontology annotation, molecular function: ATP binding; microtubule motor activity; microtubule binding. Lineage: Eukaryota; Metazoa; Chordata; Actinopteri; Cypriniformes; Cyprinidae. The coding region runs from base 155 to 2266 and encodes 703 amino acids. Gene Ontology annotation, cellular component: microtubule. Gene Ontology annotation, biological process: microtubule-based movement; microtubule depolymerization.